AUGACCACGAUGAGGAGCGUCGCGGGGCUUCUCCUGCUGAUUUCUCGUGCGGAUCCAAAACCAAUCCCAGUCGUUCCUACUGGCGCAUUCGGUGUCGACGACAGCAGCGGUGUCCCUCGGCAGCGGCAGCAGGAGCCGCCGGUUACAGCCUUCGGCGAAGCCGUGCAUGCAUUAGAUCCGGCACGGGCACGACCAUCAGAUGCAGCAAUACCAGGCUGGGAAGAGGAUAGUACACCGUCGGGCGAACAAGCCCACGACGAAGAGACUUCCGUCCUAUCCCUUACGGCUACGAACGGGUAUCCGGAUAUCGUAUGGUCACCCUGGGUACACCUGGCUGAGCCGCACCGAGCCACCGUCCUGCGCGCGGAAUCUCAAGUUGGGAAUCCUAAUGAUGAUGUCUUCUUGUGGACGAUACCGAACGAGAAUGGGGCAUCGUUUGAGGGCAGGGAAAUCGAGUACAUCUUCACCGACCCGGGUCGAAAGGAUAUCGUGCUCACCCAGACCGUUACCUCCACGGGCGAACGUUACAGCCUCCACACAUACAUCAUGGUCAAGUACGUGCGGCGGGAGAUCCGCGCUCUGAACAACGCUGACCGAGUCGCCUUUUUCGACACCUUGGAGACUCUCUACCGACUGCCGACAUCGCAAGGAGUCGAGGAGUUCGGGACGGACUACAAGGGUAUCGAUUACUUCGUGCAGAUGCACCUGGACGGCGCCGGCGUGAAGGACUGUGACCACUGGCAUGACGACGCCGGCAUCAUGACCCACCACGUGGGAUACACGCUGCAGUUCGAGCAGGCCAUGCAGCUGGUUAACCCCUCCGUGAGCAUUCCCUACUGGGAGUACACCAUCGAAGCCACGGAAGGCCUUCCUUCUUACGGGGAGUCCACGGUCUUCAACGACGAUUGGUUCGGGGAGUUCUCCCCGAGAAACGAGCUCCACACCGUGACGAAGGGACGCUGGGCGUUUCUCCCGAUCCAACCGGAUGCGUGGGACUCCGUCCACAACCCGUACGGCCUUCUUCGCUCUCCCUGGAAUCUCAACCCGACUCCGUUCGUCACCCGUCACAACGCAACUAGCUCCAUGUCGGCCACCGCCAUGGUGAGCUGCAGCGUAUACCUGAGCUGUUUUGACUCCACCACCCUCGCGGACAUGAACUCCUGCCUCAAUGGAGAAACUCACGGGCCUGUACACAUCCUGGCCGGGGGCGAGUGGCACGCGGCGGAAGAAGAUUUCAUCCAGAAAGUCGGGUACUACGAAUCUGUGCCGCUCGUCACCAAGUUCCUCUGGCGCAAGGGCUACCUGUCGAUCCCUGACACGUGCGAUCAAGGAACGCCGUGCCAGACUUCCUGCCCCGCCAAGCUGUACGAGUCGAAAGGAAUGACGCCUUACGAUGUCCUCCUCGACGUGCACGCUCUGAUGUGGACGGCGCAUACGUCUGCUUCACUGGUGUACAACAGCAAGAAAGACAAGUUCGAGGUGAAGGGGCACGAAGAUGACGAGUCCUUCCAGCAGGCGUUCUUCAAGAAAAUGCUCAACUCCUUCUGCAAUCCAGGAAACGUCGGGGAGAUGUAUACGUCUGCAGCACCGUACGACCCGCUGUUCUGGGUGAUUCACCCGACGGCCGACCGACUGCUCGCCUGGAGACGGAUGCUAGGUCGUCAAGGAGCGGAAGGGUGGGACUUCGACGAGACCUGGGGCUACGCCCACUCCUCUGUCGUUGGGGAAACGGGCACCGUUUGCAACUGGGACGACGUCGUUCCCGGAUCGGGCGACAUGCCUACAUGCGUCAAGGGCAUCUGCGGAGGGCACAACGAGGAUGACCUCCUCCCUUUUUCGGUCAAGAUCAACGGGGAGGUGAUGAAACUGACGAACGCGGGUUGGAUGGACCUCAUAUACCCCACCAAUGAGGACCUGCCCUACAUGUAUGACGAAUUCAAGUGGACGCACUGCAGAGUCCAUUUAAAGAAGCGGGAAUACAGAGACCACUGGGUACGGGAGGUGGUGCGGGCGGUAGUGCGUCGAGGCCCAAACCCUGAACGCUGCCUGGGGCGAGGCCGUCGUCGAAAACACUUCAAGCUCAACAUUGACUCUGCAGCUAUCAUAACACUGACUCAAGGGACCAUACGGGACGCCUAG
Messenger RNA from Ectocarpus siliculosus, 2139 nucleotides. NCBI's taxonomy places the organism in Eukaryota, Phaeophyceae, Ectocarpales, Ectocarpaceae. The record is from the annotation of a GenBank genome assembly.